This is a messenger RNA of Nannizzia gypsea CBS 118893, 1008 nucleotides long. Its product is annotated as DUF323 domain-containing protein. Bases 1 to 1008 code for a protein of 335 amino acids. The record is from RefSeq and is a predicted model, not a curated record. Gene Ontology annotation, molecular function: methyltransferase activity. The transcript has 3 exons. NCBI's taxonomy places the organism in Eukaryota, Fungi, Ascomycota, Eurotiomycetes, Onygenales, Arthrodermataceae.
AUGCCUUCUUUUUUCCCUCUCAAGGACACCCGCACGAUCAUGUGUGAGGCAGGGACAGUUAUCGACAUUGGAGGUGGCCGUCUGGAACGAUCACUUAAGGAGUUAACAGAAUAUCAAUUCCUGGGCUCAAACGAUGGGAAUCCCCGCGACCUGCCAACAGGACUGUUCUAUAACACUAGGGGGUUGCAGAUUUGGGGCGACAUCACCCGUUUGCCAGAGUACCGCCAGACCCAGGAUGAAAUAGACCUUCUGAACUUGUUCAAAGGCCAGGUAGCAGACUGGAUAGUUGAGGGAUGCACGAUCAUUGACAUGGGUAGCGGGGACACUCGGAAGGUACUGCCUCUCCUAGAACACCUUGAGCAGCUGAGGGUGGAGGUGCAAUAUUUUGCUCUUGAUCUUUCCAAGCAGGCAUUGGAAAAGACAAUGAAGCAGCUUGUCCCCGAAUUCCAUUAUGUCCGAUGCUUUGGUCUUUGGGGCGCCUUCAGCGACGGUCUGAAUUGGUUAAGGGCUGUCAAGUCUCCCAAACUCAUCCUUUCCCUGGGGUCCAUGUUCGGGAACGACGAGUUUUCUCUCGCAGUCUCUAGGCUAGAAGAGUGGAAACAGGUCAUGGGCCCCGGCGAUCUCAUGUUGCUAGGGUUGGACGCCUGCCAAUACCUUCCAGAACUGUGGAACUCGUACCACGAUCCUGACCGAGUUUGGGACAGCUUCAUUAAAAACGGGCUAGAAUACUCAAACGAGGUUUUGGGGUGUGAAUGGUAUAGAGAAGAAGACUGGGAGAUUUCUGGCCGCAUCGAUAGAUCGCCGGACACUGUCCACCGGUUUUCCAUCAUCGCUCGGCGGGACGUACACUGCCACCCGCUUGGCAUGCACUUCUCCGCGGGCGAGCGUGUCGACUUUUUCGAGGCGUGGAAGUACGGGCCAGAGAGGAUGCGAAGCCAGUUCAAGCUGGCCGGCUUCGACGAGGUAGAGAGGUGGCAGGCCCCCGGCAGCCGCCCGUUCUGUACGUGA